UCAAAUAGGGGCUCCACCUUCUGAGACUGUCAAAUAAACGAAAGUCAAGGACUGAAGAGAACAUGCAGUACAACUGGGGAAUCUCAGAGGGUCGUGGGAGCUCAGGUGAGACACCUCAGAAGUACCUGGUCUGAGACACUUUAAAGUGUACUAGGCUUCCAGACAAAUAUAUUCCAACCAAGAGAGUGUAAACGUUCAGGGAAGUGGACAGAAGUUCUGGAAGUCCACUUGGCUAGAUCACAGUAGAGCAUAUGUGGGGCAGGAGCUUCUGGUGGUAUAAACUUGCUCCUGAGAGCAACUGUGAUUUGGAGAGGGAACCCACAGGGGACUUAAGCUCCUAGAGCAGCACCUCCUGGAAAACAGCCCCAUUUUGUACCAUAUAGUCCGCACUCCCGAGUGUUAACUAGCUGGAAUAGUCGGAGUUGGAGCAGGGUCUCGACAGCGAUUUUCAGCGUUCCUGAAUUGUCCAGCCUGGAGGGACCAGGAAAUCAGCCCUGUCGGGGGCGUGGUGCGGCCGCCCCGGAAAUGACGUGAUGCCCCGUUGGCCGUGCGGAAGUGGAGAUGGCGGAGCUGUACGUGAAGCCGGGCAACACGGAGCGCGGCUGGAACGAUCCGCCGCAAUUCUCCUAUGGGCUGCAGACCCAGGCUGGCGGACCCAAGCGCUCGCCUCUCACCAAGAGGGUCGCCGCUCCUCAGGAUGGAUCCCCCAGAGUCCCAACCUCAGAGACAUCUCCUGGGCUGCCCCCAGUGGGGCCUCCACCUCCUUCAAGUAAGGCUUCCAGACCCCCCCCAUUUGUGGGGAGCUGUCCUCCCUCCAGAAUGGAGCCCAUGGAUUCCCCAGUCGUUGAGUCUGAGACUCUACUGGAAGAUGUACUGAGACCUUUGGAACGGGCACUGGAGGACUGCUGUGGCCACAUAAAGAAGCAGGUAUGCGAUGACAUCAGCCGACGCCUGGCUCUGCUGCAGGAACAGUGGGCUGGAGGGAAGCUGUCAACGCCUGUAAAGAAGAGGAUGGCUCUGCUGGUGCAAGAGCUUUCAAGCCACCAGUGGGAUGCAGCAGAUGACAUCCACCGCUCACUCAUGGUUGACCAUGUGACUGAGGUCAGUCAGUGGAUGGUGGGAGUUAAAAGAUUAAUUGCGGUAAAGAGGAGUCUGUUUUCAAAGGAGGCGGCCAAUGAAGAGAAAUCCAUAGCCACAGCUGAGCAGAACCAAACUGUACCAGGCAUCCAGCAUGACCUGUGAUCCUGUGGGUUCCCCAGACUCAUCUCACACCAUCUCCUGUGCCUUGGCAUGGGAGGCUUCUCUAACUUGACUCCUUUUUACCACUGGGAAGACGGUCUGCCCGUGGGGAACUCUGGCCUGACCCAUUUCUGGGGGAAGAGGUCCCACCUGGACCACAACGAGGUUGCUUUACCAUACCAUAUGCAUUUCAAUAAAAACAUCUCAAUAUAGUGGGCCCUGGGUAGGAGAGAUGAGCGAGCCCUUCCCAUGUUCCCUCUGGUGUCCUUGACUGCUCUGCUUCUUUUUUUCCUCUAUUCAUCAUGAGUGGCCUUGCUAAGCAUGAGUAGAUUAUCACCUGCUACUUUCCCUCAAAUUACAUGGAAACAUACAUCCCUUUCUGGGCUGAGUCAUCUAUGUUUGGAUGACUUUGUUUCAACAUGACUUUGUUUUCAACAUUUUUUUCUCUCAAAAGGAGGAGACUCCUUAUUUGCAUUGCAUCACCCUUGACCUAUGCAAGCGCUACAGAGAUUAUAACAUAGCUAUAUAAACUGAAGGUGAAAAAGA
Molecule: messenger RNA, 1785 nt
Organism: Capra hircus (goat)
Lineage: Eukaryota; Metazoa; Chordata; Mammalia; Artiodactyla; Bovidae
Gene: SRA1
Product: steroid receptor RNA activator 1
Exons: 5
Coding region: 562-1242 (226 amino acids)
Biological process (GO): regulation of transcription by RNA polymerase II
Cellular component (GO): nucleus
Source: RefSeq, a predicted model, not a curated record